Molecule: messenger RNA, 939 nt
Organism: Colletotrichum aenigma
Lineage: Eukaryota; Fungi; Ascomycota; Sordariomycetes; Glomerellales; Glomerellaceae
Exons: 2
Coding region: 1-939 (312 amino acids)
Source: RefSeq, a predicted model, not a curated record
AUGUUGGUGCCAUUACUAGCAGUGGCCGUGAGCCUUGCUGCCACAGUUUCAGCACAAGAAGUUGCCUGUUACGCGCCAGACGGUUCAGUUGCCAACAAUGAAACCUACGUUCCGUGCAACAAGCUCGGAAUCACCCAGUCCGGCGUCUUCUCUAGCUGCUGCGCUCUCGACGGCCCGGCCGACGAAAGAGAUAUCUGCUCAUCAUCCGGCCUAUGUAUCAACAAGCAACAGCAACCACAAAGAGGGUUCUGUACGGAUAAGACAUGGAAGAGCAAGGCUUGUGUCAACAUAUGCAUGGAUGAAGAGUCUGGCGGUUCCGCUUCCAACUCAACUAUUCUGACCGCUUGUAAUGACGGCACAGCGAAGUAUUGCUGCGGAGCAUCGAACACAACCUGCUGUGGCACCGACGAAGCGAUCUCAAUCCAGACCCAGGAAUCAGUCUGCACUGCGAACACCACAGAUGGCAAUGGUGCUGGCAACGAUGAUGCUUUCAAGGGAGCAACUAUCGGUCUCGCUGUCGUAGCUGGUGUCUGUCUCUUGGCCGGUCUUAUCUCGACGUUCUGGCUGUGGAAGCAGAACAAGUCGCUUAAGCGUCAACUGUCUGAGAAGCCGGACGUAACACCACCAGCAGAGCCUCACACGCCGGCUCAAACCCUCGUCGAGCCUCAGCACACCGGUACAGACCCCCGAAGCUCUUACAUCACCUCUUCACCAGGGCUGUACAAGCCGCCCUACAGCACAUCGCCCCGAGAGUCAGAGUUCCACUCUGGCAACCUUCACAGGUACUCUGAACUGGAUGCAUCAGUCGCGACGGCGCGAAGUGAGAUGGGAUCUCCGACACCAUACGACCAACAGCAUUUCCAUCAGCAAGGACGCGACUCUCCCGUUCCUGAAAACAACACUACACCCAUGGGCUCCCCUCACAUGCACCAUCGGUAG